UAGCUCUACAGACCGCGAUGAAGACAUCACGGAUUAUUUGUAUUUUUCUGUACUUGGCUGUUUGUACUUCAAUAGUCUAUGGCAACUGUGCUGAUGAUGUUGCAUAUUUAUCCAGCAUGCCUCUCCGUCAACCUAACAGGCACUGGGGAGAAGAUGGAAAUCUUGGUAUCAGCGAUGAAAAUCUGAACUAUGAGUGGUACAGUGUUGUAUAUAAUGGAUGGCAAUUUAUUCUGGUUGACUCAACAGAAAAACCAAAUUAUACAGACUGUUCGGCAUACUAUCCAGUUUACUUGCGAGAUACACACCCUUCGAUUGAAACAUUGACCGAAACAUCUAUAGAUGCCGUGGCCUGUAAACGAGAUUAUUUGUAUCCGUGUGAUAUACAGCAUCAAGUGAAGAUAAGGAAAUGUGGAGAUGAAAUACAGUACUACCUGCCCCCGACAAAGUCGUAUAGUGCAUUCUGUUUCAAAAAUCAUUCCAAAAUCUUCGAGCCACCUGAUAUAUCAGAUGUUAUACUUGGAGACAUAGGCAUAACACCUGAGCUCAAAUUCACAGAAACUCUUAUUCCUAGUCCAUUUGGGAAUUCCAUAAACUAUGAUCCAUACUUUCAGUUCCGAUGCUUGUUCAACGUACAGCAGGAUUACUUUUAUAAAGUACAAUGGUACGUGAAUGGGGCACUUUUAGUUUCAUACGGCCCGACAACAGAAAUAAAUGACUUACUUUUUCACCAGAGCGUGCUUAUAGACAACAAAAUAACAAUGGGCUUUAAUAUUUAUUGCGGCAUAAGUGCUUUAACCUCUGAUGGUCCAAAUGCUAGUGUUACUGACAUGGUGUUUAGUGAAAGCUAUUACGCAGGAAUUAAAGUUAUAAACACAACAAUCUACAUUGAUAAAGGCGAUACUGCAGUAAUUCAGUUACAAUCAACAAUGCCAAUAGGCUGCAGAUAUAAUGAUCCGCCCGGUGAUGACUGUAUUGAAAAUUUCCAAAUAUUUAGUCGUGAAAAUGAAGGAUUUCAAUGUAAAGCUGGUGUUGCUAAUUUAGCACUUCAGCCAAACCAACGAUGCUCUAAUGGGUUACAGACACAGAAAAAAGGAUCAACUUGGGAUCCCGAUACAGUGUUCAAUUUCUCCAUUGUAACAACUGACAUGAACUAUAAUGAUAAACGACUUUUUUACUUGUUGUUACAAUUUCCUGAUAUAAUGGGUCACGAGAUAUGGAGAAAUUAUAAUUUCCCUGUCAUAAAGGUACAUCUUUUAUAUACUUUUACACGAGAUUGUUACUAUGAGCAACAACGAAAGAACGGCCAGCUCUACACGGGAACAUUUUUGAUGUAUAGGAACACAAAGUAUGGAAUAGAGGUACAAGAGCAAACUAAGAGCUGUAAUAGGGGACGGGCGACGUGUGCCUGUGGUGUUGCGAUACGAGCAGGUAAAGAUGUAUUCAUGAUAAAUAGGUGUGGAAGUAUCAACUACCUUGGCUUUACAAAAUGCGAAGACGGGGGAAUUUUACAAGUUGUAAGGAUCAAUCAUUACAAAUACGAUGUGUUCACACCCAUUGGAACUAAAAUAACAAUAAGACUUUUUCAAAAUGAACGCGAGGGAAGAUACGAAGGAACAAUGAACAUAGACAUUACAAUGGCACCUAAAGACUUGUAUAACAUUGAGGGAUUGUGUGGACAGUUUGACAAUAAUCCUGCCAAUGAUUUUCAACAUAGAGAUGGAACUGUCUCGGCAAUUAAUUCUGCAAAUCGUAAAAGUCACUUUGCUGACUUUACAGAAAGCUGGAGUUUAACUUCAGAAGAAACAAAGCAACUCAACUUAUUUCUAACAGGGCAAAGGACCUUAGACAGUUGGGGUGAUCUAAAUGGAUUGUUUUGUGUCUGUGAAAGCAACAAACCAGUAGCCGAAGCAACAUGCUAUCCCACCCAAUAUUUGAAUUGUACACUGAGCAGAUCAAUAACCGGUACAAAAUGUAACGUACUAAACAGAAGGAGGAGAAGCGCAGAUGGCAAUUAUAAAGAUGACAAAGAAUUAGACAGAUUACUUCAAUUAAUGACAGCACUAGAUACGCCGGAAAUAGAAACUAGGGUCAAGCGUCAAGACAUCCAAAAUAUACAUAUUACUGAAGCAGCUGCUGAGGAGUUGUGUGAAGAUAAAAUUGCGGGUAGUUUAGCUGUGCAAGAAUAUUCCGAGGUCGGUGGCAAUGAAGAUCCAAACGAAGUUAUUAAACAAUGUACAUUUGAUGUAGUGGCCGGAAAUGACACGUCAUGGGCAGCAGCACAUGUGGAAUCUAUUAAUAAUAUUGUAAAGAACAUGAUGGAACUUGAUCCUAUAUAUGUUGCAAAUAAUUCUGAAAAAGUUGUUAGAUUUUAUAAAAAUACAUGCCCAGGAAAUUGUAGCAACACCGGUGAAUGUAACGACAAAAGCGAGUGUGAUUGCUUUGGAUUUUUCCAUGGAGCAGAAUGUGACAUAGAUGAAAGAGAUCCUUUGACAAUUGACGAUAUAGAAGGUGGCGGAGAAUGUGAUCUCGCUGAUGGUGACGAAUGCUUAUGUUUCCAUGUCAGAUCUUCAAAUAUUCUUGAAGGUUUUCGAUGCAAGGCUAAUAUUUCUAAGAUAACAAUAAGUGGCGAAAGGGAGCUUAUUUCGACACCGUCCUUUUUUGGUGAAUAUGAGGAUAUAUUUACCGGAGUGUGUUGCAUACAAGACAACGUAAUUGAUACUGAAGGUUUAUUUGUUACGAAGUACGAUUUUUCAAUCAGCAACAAUGGCAUCACGUACGGAAAUGUAAAAAGUGUUCAUGUGUACGACUCUACUUGCCAAGAAGCAACUUUUACUUCUUUUGAAAAUGCCUCGUUUAGCCUAAAGCCUGAAUACUGUUUUAUCGAUGGCGGUUGUGUAGCAGAAAAUGACAUGUCUCCAGCAGGUUGUUUAGCUUGUCAAUCUUUGGUUGAUGAAUAUAAUUGGACGGUCAAUAACCCGUGUCAGAAUAAAGGCAAUUGCACCGGAGAAAUUUAUGGCUAUACAUGCUCAUGUGCACACGGAUAUGGUGGAAACAAUUGUGAAUAUGAUAUAAAUGAGUGUGAAUCAGACCCCUGUGAAAAUGAUGGGACAUGCUCGGAUCAACUUAAUGGCUUCACCUGUUCCUGUGUUGCUGGGUUCACUGGUACUAAUUGUGAAAUAAAUAUAAACGAAUGUUCAUCUCACCCAUGUCAAAACAAUGGAAUAUGUAAAGACGGAAUUAAUAUGUAUUCAUGCAUGUGCCCACCAGGCUUUGAGGGGACUCACUGUGAAACAGAUAUCGAUGAAUGUUCGACCAAUCCCUGUAAGAAUGGAGGUACCUGUUUUGAUCGUGUCAAUGGAUACACUUGUGAAUGUGUGGUUGGAACAUAUGGGGUCAAUUGUUCUGCUGAAAUAGACAGUUGCGCAGCAAACCCAUGUGAGAACGGAGGAACAUGUGGCGACAUCAACAAUUCACGGAUAUGUCAAUGUGUUGAUGGUUAUGCUGGUUCUAACUGUGAAAUUGAUAUAAAUGACUAUGAAAAUAACCCUUGCCAAAAUGGUGGAAGUUGUGCAGAUUUUGUGAAUAGUUACAAAUGUACCUGUGUGACUGGGUAUGAAGGGACUAACUGUACAACUGAUAUCAAUGAGUGCUCUUCAAACCCUUGCAAGAAUGAUGGCGCCUGUGUUGACCUUGUAAAUGGAUACAAAUGUACAUGUGUUGCUGGAUAUAAUGGCGAUGACUGUGAUCAAAAUAUUAACGAAUGUUCUUCGGACCCUUGCAAGAACAGUGGUACCUGUAAGGAUCUUGUCAAUGGGUAUGAAUGUAUAUGCGUUGCUGGAUAUAACGGAACACAUUGUUAUAACAAUAUAGAUGACUGUUAUCUGAACUCCUGCAAGAAUGGAGGAACAUGUAAGGAUCUUGUUAAUGAUUACGAAUGUACAUGUGCUGCUGGAUAUGACGGAAUUAAUUGUGAUAACAAUAUCUAUGAGUGCUUAUCCAACCCUUGCAAGAAUGGUGGAACAUGUAAUGAUCUUAUCAAUGGAUAUGAAUGUACAUGUGUUGUUGGAUAUGGUGGAACAAAUUGUAAUAAAGAUGUCAAUGAAUGUUCUUCAAGCCCAUGUGAAAAUGGUGGAAGCUGUAAGGAUCUUGUCAAUGGAUAUGAAUGUAUAUGUGUUGCUGGAUUUGACGGUGUUAAAUGUGAAAAUGAUAUCAAUGACUGCUCGUCGGAUCCAUGCAAAAAUGGCGGUACCUGUACGGAUCUUGUGAAUGAAUAUGAAUGUACAUGUCUUGCUGGAUAUGACGGAACUGAUUGUGAAAAAGACAUAAACGAGUGCUCCCUAAAUCCAUGCAAGAAUGGCGGUACCUGUGAGGACUUUGUAAAUGAGUACGUAUGUACAUGUGUUGCUGGAUAUGACGGAAUGAAUUGUGAUAACAACAUCAAUGAAUGUUCUUCAAACCCAUGUGAAAAUGGCGGAACAUGUAAUGAUAUUGUCGACGGAUAUGAAUGUACUUGUGUUGCUGGAUAUGACGGCAUGCAUUGUGACAAAGAUAUCAAUGAGUGUUCACCUGACCCUUGCAAGAAUGGUGCUACCUGUAGGGAUCUUGUUAAUAAUUUCGAAUGUACAUGUGCUGCUGGAUAUGGCGGGUCUAACUGUGAAUACAACAUAAAUGAGUGCUCUCCGGACCCUUGCUUGAACGGUGGUUCUUGCGAAGAUCUUGUCAAUGGAUACGAAUGCACAUGUGUUACAGGAUAUAACGGAACAAACUGUGAAAAUAAUAUCAAUGAGUGCUUGCCAGAUCCUUGUAAAAAUGAAGGUACAUGUAAGGAUCUUAUAAACGGAUACGAAUGUACAUGUGCUGCUGGAUAUGACGGAAUUGAUUGUGACAACAAUAUCAAUGAAUGUUCUUCAAAUCCAUGUGAGAAUGGCGGAACUUGUAAUGACUUUGUCAAUGGAUAUGACUGUACAUGUGCUGCUGGAUACAACGGCAUCAACUGUGACAAUGAUUUUGAUGAAUGUUCAUUGAACCCAUGUGAAAACAACGGAAUAUGUAAAGACAGAAUAAAUAUGUUUACUUGCGAGUGUACACCUGGUUUUAAGGGAGAACAAUGUGAAAUAAAUUUGGAUGAAUGUAAUCCCGACCCCUGUCAAAAUGCUGGAAGCUGUGAAGAUCGAGAUAAUGGAUACACAUGUAUUUGUGCGGAAGGAUAUUUUGGCGUUAAUUGUUCAACAGAUGUCAACGAAUGCCUAAGUAACCCGUGUGAGAAUAAAGGAACGUGUGAGGAUAAAGUAAAUGGGAGGAUAUGUCAUUGUAUUGAUGGAUAUGAGGGCUUAAACUGUGAAAUAGAUAUCAACGAAUGUUCAAAUAGCCCAUGCAUGAAUGGUGGUAGUUGUAGAGAUCUUGUUAAUGGAUACGAAUGUAUAUGUGUGCAAGGAUAUGAUGGCACUGACUGUGAUAUUUAUAUAGAUGAAUGCUUUUCCGACCCUUGCAAGAAUGGUGGUCGCUGUAAGGAUCUUGUCAAUAAGUAUGAAUGUACAUGUGUUGCUGGAUAUGAAGGGCAAAAAUGUGAAAACGAUAUCAACGAAUGUUUAUCGAAUCCAUGCAAAAAUGGUGGCACUUGUACCGAUAGUGUCAAUAAAUUCAAUUGCACAUGUGCUGCUGGAUAUAAAGGAGCAAUAUGCGAUACUGAUAUCGACGAAUGCAAUUCUAACCCUUGUGAGAACGGCGGUACCUGUACGGAUCUUGUAAAUGGAUAUGAAUGUACAUGUGUUCCUGGAUAUGACGGAAUGAAGUGUAACAAUGAUAUAGAUGAUUGUUCACCUUAUCCGUGUAAGAACAGCGGAACGUGUAAAGAUCUCACCAAUGGAUACGAAUGUACAUGCGUUGCUGGGUAUGACGGAAUUAACUGUGAUUAUGACAUAAAUGAGUGUUCAUCAGACCCAUGUAAGAAUGGUGGAACCUGUAAGGAUCUUGUAAAUGAAUACGAAUGUACAUGUGCUGCUGGAUAUGACGGAUUAAAUUGUAACAAUGUUACACCAACAACGACCAUGUCACCCGAUGCUAAUUUUGCUCGAGCUACGAUUUCUAUGAGAUUUCCAUUCGAGUCAAAAUUCAAUGUUACGGAUCCAAAUUUAAAGUCUGACGUAACAUUUCAGCUGACCAAGGAAUAUAAAGACAAUAUUGGGAAUGCGUUAAAGGCCCUAGUUAUUUUACGAUUGAGUAAGGGAAGCGUUAGGGUCGAGUUUGAGGUUAUUUAUGAGAAAGAAACAUCAUCUGUUAGCGAUCUAAUUAAGACAAGUAUCGCUUAUCUAAAUGGAGAUAAAUCAAUAGAAGUGUUUAAUGAAACAGUUUCUGCAAUAACCGUUGAGAUUAAUUCUAUUACGGUUACUAACGAAACUAGCACGGAUGAAUCAAGACUUUGUAGUGUCUUUGAAAUACUGCAAGGACCUUGUCAGGAAAAUCAAAAAUGUUCUAUAAUGGAAGGAAAUUUUUCCUGUGUGGCACAUGAAGAUGAUGGAAUUGGUUUGAAGAUUGUGAUUAUUGUCAUUGUUUGCGUGUUAUUUGUACCAAUAAUCAUUUUCACAAUUACCUGCUUGGCUAUUCGGAAAAUUCGGAACAGGGGCAAGGAGCUACCACAUUCACAAAGACUGAAAAGAGACUCGAUUGGGUCUGGGAAGUCAUGGACAAAUUGGACAAACCCUAAACUAAUGGGUUCCUAUAGAAGCCGCCUAAGUGGACGAUCUUUCACGUCUGGCAGUUAUUUACCAGACUACUCGAAAAAUUCACAUGGAUACAAGUGUUAAAAUAUUGUUAACUGGUUAUUUCCCCCAAAAAUUAAAUAAGAAAUUACGAAUUGAUCAUAACUUUAUCCCACUCAUGCUUACACAAGGGAAAUUUAGAAACAAGAGUGUAAAAUUCAUAGAUUUAUAUGUUUGGUGUUGUGGUGAAGCUAUAUGUUUAUUUAUCAAAGACCAUAUAACUCUGUCGAUGAAAACAAUGUUUAAUGUAUGAUAAUUAUAUGACGUUUCAUUGGUAGUUUGUAAACAUACUGCGCAGGUUUUUGAAUUAUUCAGUAUGUUGAUUACAGCCAUGUUCCAGAAUUCUACAAGACUUAUUCUCUGUGCUUAUUGAACAAAUGUGUUCUAUUUAUAGUUUAAAUUGAAUGUAAGAAGAGUCUUCUUGCACCUUUCAAAAAUGGGCAUAUUCAAGAAUUUUCUGGAUCCUCCUUUGUGUAUAUUAAUACUUUGGAAUUUCCAUUUAGGAUUUCAAUUAAGAUUUAAAAGCCUUUAAAACUUAACAUUUUGAAGUGAUUCGUCUGUUAUUAUAACCAAAACAUUUGAACUGUUAAAAAAUAUCAUGCUUUAAUCAUUCCGGAAU
Messenger RNA from Ruditapes philippinarum (Manila clam), 7377 nucleotides. Its product is annotated as neurogenic locus Notch protein-like. Gene Ontology annotation, biological process: Notch signaling pathway. Gene Ontology annotation, molecular function: calcium ion binding; Notch binding. The coding region runs from base 18 to 6803 and encodes 2261 amino acids. The record is from RefSeq and is a predicted model, not a curated record. NCBI's taxonomy places the organism in Eukaryota, Metazoa, Mollusca, Bivalvia, Venerida, Veneridae. The transcript has 51 exons.